UGAUAGCACGAUACGAAGUAAUAUGACAUCGCUGCAACUGUGCGAAUUCAUUACUGCGAACUCGCUGGCAAUCACUUGUAUGCGCCGAGUCUAGCUUAUCCCGAUGAUCAAGUCAAUAUGGGUUCCAGCACUAAGAAAAAGAAUGAGAAGAAGAAAGACUUCCAGAAACCCAAGUUAAAAGUAGGAAAAGCGAAACCGAAGGCUUCCAAUUUCACAGAUACAAGUUUUAGAUCCAAAUCCAUUGUCUUACAGCAACAGCUCACGGAAAAUGCGCCGAAUCCAACGGAACGCUUCAAGCACACCCUAUCCCUUACCAGCUCCCGCUCAGAUACCCAACGCCGAGAUGCGCUUUCGUACCUAGCCGGUCAGCUAUCAACCAGUCCGCCGACAAAUCCGGUCGGUACGGCAACGUUACUACAGAAACUUCUUCCGAUCAUGUCGGAUUCAUCCGGACCCGUGCGCAACCAGUUGCUAAAGCUGUUGCGAAACCUUCCAGCAGACGAAGUCCGGCCGCACGUCGAGAAAAUCAUGCUGUAUAUCCGCGGAACCAUGACACAUAUCUCGCAGGAGAUCAAGGAUGACGGUCUGAACUACUUGGAAUGGCUCCUCGAGGUCGCCGGAGAAGACGUCGUCUCCAGCGCCGGGUGCUGGGUGAAGCCGCUCAGAGACUUCAUGUCAGUUCUGGGAUGGGCUAUCCAGGUCGCCCCCACCGCGGGGACGAAGAGCAGCGGGUGGACAUCUGCGCCUAGGACCACAUUUGGCGCCAAGAAAUACGGCCAGUCGUUCCCGCGACAGAUGCUGAUUCUGGCCAAGUUUCUAGAGAUGGGCUUCAAGCCGGGGAUGCCCAUACCUUGGUCUGACAGUGACCUGUCCAACAACAUAGGCUGCGUACCCCGUGUGCCAGACCCAUUCGGGUAUAUCGGCCUAUUCAAGCCUCCUCGCGAUGAAGAUGGUGAGAUCUAUCGCAACCGGGAGGACAGGCAAGAGAUUUUCAACAAGAGGUUCAUGGCUACUGUCGAGACUGGCGCGGACAUGGCCAAGAAGGAAGGAGGGAUGGCUGGAAGAGCGGCGGCGACGCUUGACCAGGUUCUUCAGGACGGCAUGGCGGAUUAUGAACUGAACACAAGAUUUGAUGACGAUGAGCACUUGUGGGAUGGCUAUAUGAUAUGAUUACUAGGUAGAUAUCCGGGCGCUAUUAUAUAGGUACAUAAUAUACCCUUGCAUAUAACUCGUAACAAGCACAACGCGUCCUUUUUUUGCCAGGUCUCUACCUAUGUAUAAAUACUUUAAUUUACA
Molecule: messenger RNA, 1296 nt
Organism: Hypoxylon fragiforme
Lineage: Eukaryota; Fungi; Ascomycota; Sordariomycetes; Xylariales; Hypoxylaceae
Product: Pre-rRNA-processing protein IPI1
Exons: 2
Coding region: 118-1170 (350 amino acids)
Biological process (GO): rRNA processing
Cellular component (GO): nucleus
Source: RefSeq, a predicted model, not a curated record